Molecule: messenger RNA, 1831 nt
Organism: Rosa rugosa (rugosa rose)
Lineage: Eukaryota; Viridiplantae; Streptophyta; Magnoliopsida; Rosales; Rosaceae
Product: UPF0481 protein At3g47200-like
Exons: 2
Coding region: 199-1695 (498 amino acids)
Source: RefSeq, a predicted model, not a curated record
AUUAAUUUCUAGAUCCAUCCAUCCAUCCUGUGAUAAAGGGAACUGGUUUGCUGCAAAAACCACUCUAACCCAAACCAAACCCAAUCAAUUUCUAUAGAUUCCCCUUCUCACCACUGAUCUACUGCAAAGUUCUCUCUCAACCCUCCCUCGGCUAGGAGAUCCAACUGAUUAGUUGGGGAUUGAUCAUAUAUAGCACUCAUGUCCGCAAAUCAUAGAAGUGGUAGAGAUCAUACAGGUAUCGAUAUUCUCGAUGACCUCGAGAAAAGCAAGAAAUGCAAGAAAUGCAUCUUCAGAGUUCCUAACGUGCUCUGGAGACAAAAUCCAGCAGCAUAUACACCUGACGUUGUUUCAAUCGGACCUUUUCAUCAUUAUCGAAAAAAGAGAGGCAAGAAGGAAGGCAAUGGCGAAAAAUAUUUCCAACUCAUGGAACGAGUGAAAACUAGCUAUUUGAAAGAAAUUCUCACAGUCACAGGUACGGAGAUUAAAAAUUUGGAAGUGUUGACUGCAGAAGUCAUUAUGCUCUCAGAUCAAAAGAAUGAAGGCGAAUUUGAGCAACGCGAGCGUGAAUUUGACCAACGCGCGCGCGAAUUUUACGCCGAACCACUUCGUCAUAUUCCCUCUAAAGACUUCAUCGAGAUGAUGAUAGUUGACGGUUGCUUCCUAAUUCAACUCUUUCGGAAGUGUAACGAUCCGAAACUCAGGGCCUUUGAUGACCCGGUGUUCAACAUGGACUGUAUGUUUCAUUUCCUAUGCCAUGACAUUUUGCUCCUAGAGAAUCAACUACCUUGGUUUGUUAUCCACAUUUUGUAUGACCUUACCCAUGAUAUAUACCCUGAUGAAGCUUCCCUCUCUAUUCUCAUCAUGACAGCGCUCAGCAUACUACCAUCACUGAAGCAAAGUUGCUCAUCUUAUAAUAAGCAUCUCCGCCGAAACAAUUGUCAUUUUGCUGCUGAUUAUCUGCACAUACUUGAUCUGAUAAGAAGUUCCAUAGUAAUUCCAUCAGGGACCAAAGCGGUUGGAAAAGAAUCUAUGUCCAACCCUGAAGAACAUGAAGUUGACUCUGGGAACAAACACGAGAGAAACAAUAAAGUUGUUCAUGAAGCUACCAUUGACCCAGAUUCACAUCAAAUUCGUACCGCAACCACUCUCUCAAAGGCAGAUAUUAAAUUCGAAAGCGUAGAAAAGGAGAGCAUAAUGGACAUCCAUUUCGAAACGGGCGGGUGUAUCAGGAAUGGGAUUCUUAAGAUUCCACUGCUAAACGUUGGAAUGUCAUCGGAAACAUUAUUCAGGAACCUCAUUGCAAUCGAGCAAUGCUACCAUGGUUAUUCAAACGAGGUUACAUCUUAUGCCAUCUUUAUGGAUAACCUCAUCUCUUCAAAGGAAGAUAUGGAAUUACUUUGCAAGCAAAAAGUAAUAGGUAACUUGAUGAGUGAUGAAGAUGGUUGUAAGUUCUUCAGCAACCUUUACAAGGACAUCCCGCACAACAAAUUCUCGCACAACAAAUUCUACUAUAGUGCUCUUUGCAAGCAGGUGAAUGAUCGUUACCAACUGAGACGGUAUACAUGGUUGGCUUUACUCAAGAUUGAAAAGUUUUCUAACCCCUGGAGACUUUUGGCUUUCGGGAUAGCUAUUAUCGCUUUGUUUCUCACCUCGUGGAGCUCGGCAAACAACAUUCGGGUUAACUGGCAUAAGUGAAGUUUACUGGCUAAGCUAGUUAUUCUCAAUUGCAUGCGUUUCUCACUUUCUUUGUGUGUGGCUGUCGUUGUUUUUGAGAUAUUUGAAUGUGCCUCUUAUAUAUGUCAUUUAAAUUACGUUGACGGUAUUGUUUCGA